Entrophospora candida is the source of this 1386-nucleotide messenger RNA. NCBI's taxonomy places the organism in Eukaryota, Fungi, Glomeromycota, Glomeromycetes, Entrophosporales, Entrophosporaceae. The record is from the annotation of a GenBank genome assembly.
AUGGAUCAAAUACAACGGUCUCCACCACAUCAACAGCAACAACAAACUCAGUGGCAACAAACAUCACAACAGCAAAAUCGGUGGAAUCAAAAUUGUAGUCGCAAUAGUAAUGUAAUUAGUACUUCAACUGACAUUAUUAAUUAUGAGGACAAUGUAAGCAAACCAUGUAAAACAGUAUUAAAGUCAUUGGAAAAUUUAAAUGAGACAAAGAAGUCUGAAACUUCAAAUGUUAACAUUUCUAAAAAUCAUUAUUACAAAUCUGACAAAGAUAAAAAAAUUGCAUUAGAAUUUUAUAUAAAAGCAGUAACAAAAGAACGUGAAGGAAAUUUAAACAAAGCUUUAAAUAAUUAUCGUAAAGCGUUGAAAUUAGAUCCUGGUGUUGAUCACUCAUAUAGAAAUUUUCUUAAUGUUGAUAAAAAGUCAUCUGGUGAGGAUUCUUCAAAAACUUUUAAUAAAAAUUCUGAAGAAUUUCAAAUUCUCAAUAAUGUUAUUGACAGAAAAGAUAAAUUAGGUGUAAAUGGUAUUGAUGUUAAGUCAUCUUCAACAUCACCAACAUUCUUACAAAGUAUUAAUAAUGAAAAAAUUAAAAUUAAUGAUUUGAUAAAUUCAUUUCAAAACUCAACUGUUAAAUUGUCAUCAUUGGACAAAGAUAGACCUGUACUCAUUGCAAAACUCCCUAAUGAAACAAUAACAUAUAUAUUACAUCAACUAAUAUGUCAAGGAGAUGUGACUUCUCUUAGUCGUUUUGCUUUAGUUUGUAAGAAAUUUCUUUUAAUAUCAUUAGAAACUUCUUUAUGGCGGUUCUUAUGUGAAAAGGCAUAUAGAGACAGAAGCAUGUCUACUCAAAUGUCUAUUAUUUGGUUAGAAAAACAUAUUGUGAAAUUAUACAAUAAUGAUUGGAUGAAAAUGUAUAUUGAAAGACCUCGUAUAAGAUUAGAUGGUGUUUACAUAUCUAAAUGUAAUUAUUUAAGGUGUGGUUCUAUAGAAAAUACCUGGUUUCAACCUAUUCAUGUUGUGGGCUAUUACCGUCUUUUACGUUUUUAUUCUGAUGGUACAUGUAUUGCAUUACAAACAUCAAAUGAACCAAAAUAUGUUGUAAAAUCUUUUGAUACAAAUUAUCAAUCUAAAAAUCUCAUGUGCGGACAAUGGGAACUUACUGAUAAUAAUAGUGUGUUGAAAAUAUCUGCAAGAGAUGAUGAAUUACCUAAAUUCACCUUUUAUUUAAUAUUUAAACUAGAAUCAACCUAUCGUGGGAGAUUUAAUAAACUUUCAUGGAUUUGUUAUUAUUAUGUAAACAAUUUCUCUGAUGAAAAAACUGAUAUGUGUCUAAAAAAUGAAAAAAAUUAUAUCUUCAGUAAGGUUUUGAGUUAUAAUGUAGAAUGGUAA